AUGAAUCAGCUGCGUCGCAAGUCGGCGUUCCGCAUCGAGCCGUUUCGGCACAAGGUGGAGAUGGACCCGCGAUACGCGGAGAAGACGUGGGGCAUUCUCGAGGACGCCAUCCACCAGAUCUACAACCACAACGCGUCCGGCCUCAGCUUCGAGGAGCUCUACCGCUUCGAGGAGCUCUACCGGUACGCGCUUUGUUCUUGUACCGGGGCCUCCUCUCCUCCUACUCGAGGUUCCGCCUUCCGUCCUCGUAGCGAUGCCUCCUCCUCUCCCUUGUUCCGUCCCUCGGCUUGCGGCAUUCUCGAGGUCGCAACCCACCGCAUCUACAACCACAGCGCCUCGGGGCUCAGCUUCGAGGAGCUCUACCGCAACGCGUACAACAUGGUGUUGCACAAGUACGGCGACCGCCUGUACGCGGGGCUGGUGAGCACCAUGACGAACCACCUCAAGGGCGUGGCGGCGGCCAUUCAAUCUGCUCAGGGGCCACUGUUCCUCAACGAGCUGGAUGCAAGCACCAUGACGAACCGUCUCAAGGGCGUGGCGGCUGCUAUAGAGGCGGCGCAUGGGGCGCUCUUUUUGAACGAGCUGGAUGCCAGGGCUGGUGAGCACCAUGACGAUCCACUGUGGCGGCUGCCAUUGAAGCCGCUCACAGGCCGCUGUUCCUCAACGAUCUGGACGCCAGGUGGGUUUGAGGGUGUGACGCGAGCUCACCUCAAGGGCGUGGCGGCGGCUAUAGAGGCGGCGCACGGGGCGCUCUUCCUCAACGAGCUGGACGCGAGCACCAUGACGAACCACCUCAAGGGCGUGGCGGCGGCCAUAGAGGCGGCGCACGGGCCGCUCUUCCUCAACGAACUGGAUGCGAGCACCAUGUCGGCGCACCUCAAAGGCAUGGCAACGGCUAUAGAGGCGGCGCACGGGCCUCUCUUUCUCAACGAGCUGGACGCGAGCACCAUGUCGGCGCAUCUCAAAGGCGCCGCUGCUGCUAUAGAGGCGGCGCACGGGCCGCUCUUUCUCAAUGAGCUGGAUGCGAGGUGCAUGUGUGGUGGGUGGGAGGUGACACGGCAGUGCACCAUGACGGCGCACCUCAAAGGCAUGGCAGCGGCUAUAGAGGCGGCGCACGGGCCGCUGUUCCUCAACGAGCUGGACGCCAGGUGGGUGUGA
Messenger RNA from Closterium sp. Yama58-4, 1158 nucleotides. The record is from the annotation of a GenBank genome assembly. NCBI's taxonomy places the organism in Eukaryota, Viridiplantae, Streptophyta, Zygnematophyceae, Desmidiales, Closteriaceae.